This is a messenger RNA of Colletotrichum chrysophilum, 942 nucleotides long. RefSeq lists its product as uncharacterized. The transcript has 2 exons. Gene Ontology annotation, molecular function: iron ion binding; oxidoreductase activity, acting on single donors with incorporation of molecular oxygen, incorporation of two atoms of oxygen. Bases 1 to 942 code for a protein of 313 amino acids. Lineage: Eukaryota; Fungi; Ascomycota; Sordariomycetes; Glomerellales; Glomerellaceae. The record is from RefSeq and is a predicted model, not a curated record.
AUGAGUCGUUGUGCCGAUACCUCGGGGUCCGUCAGGCAGAGUGCCAUCCAACGACGCGCCGGGACCUUGGAGCGCCUACGGCAAGAAAGGGGCUUCACGCCCCAAGCUGACGUGCAGCGCCGUAACAAGGCAGAGGUAUCCUACUAUGACUCCCUCAACCACAACCUGACGUCCAUAGUCAAGAGCGGAUCCUACGAAGAGUUGUUUGGUUCGAAUGCCUCUUGCGUACUGGGUCGAGCUGAGACCAUCGGCCCUUACUACGUCGAGGGCGAGCUCAUUCGCAGUAACAUCACCGAAGACCAAAUCGGCAUACCGAUGCACAUGGAGAUACAGUUCGUCGACGUCAAUACUUGCAAGCCAGUUCCCGCACUCUUCAUCGACAUCUGGGGUGCCAAUGCAACGGGCGGCUACUCUGGAGCGGACUCGCCCGCUGGCUUCAGCGGAUUCGGCGGUCUCAACUCCACCUUCUUGCGAGGCAUCCAGAUCACGGACGAACAUGCUGGUGGUCUUGCAACAGACGACACGUUUGUGCGCUACGUAGGGCAGCUGUAUUACGAGCAGAAGCUACGUGAUGCCGUUGACCCAAUCUGGCCUUACAACACCAAUACAGAUAAGGACAACUUCAAAAAUGUGGAUGAUUACAUUCUGGCCGAAAACAAGACGAUCAAUGGCAACACGGUUGGUGACUUGGGGCCUUAUGACCCUUUCCUCAAGUAUGCCUACUUGACGAAUGAUCUGGCGGACGGCAUCUUCGCCUGGCACACCAUAGGGAUCGACAUGGGCGACAACUUCAAUGGCGGCUUUCAAGCGGCUGCCAAAUACGAAGAAGACGGUGGAAGGGCCCUUAACGCAUGGGGUGACGGUUCAAUCACCCCUUAUCCAGCUGUAGUGCCACCCAAGGGCAUGGCCACGACUACUGCGAUGGGUAGCAGUGCUACGUGA